Molecule: messenger RNA, 393 nt
Organism: Notodromas monacha
Lineage: Eukaryota; Metazoa; Arthropoda; Ostracoda; Podocopida; Cyprididae
Source: the annotation of a GenBank genome assembly
AUGGAAUGGAGAUUCUUGUUCCAGGUGUUUCUCCAACAGCGUUGGCAGAAACAAGCAUGCGUAGGAGGCAGCAUUUUCUCAACAAGGAAGAAACUCCUGCCGNUUUCGUCGACGAAUUCCAGAGACACGGGCUACGGGUCCAAGAAAAAUCCCAGCUACUCAAAUGGAUACUUCAGGUACAACGUGUUUUCAUCGACCACGGAAUCGGAUGAACCGGAACCCGGGAUACAGUUGCUGGAUGGGACUCAAGCGAAUAAUCCCGAGCCAGUGACGAUGCGCCAGAUGGUUCCGCAGCAGAAGAAAAUCCCAGCCAUGUACGAUUUCGGCACGGGUUCGAUCCCAGCUCAGAAACCCACACCGGAAUCAUCGCCCAUUCAAGACGCAACCCCGAAA